Messenger RNA from Lotus japonicus, 819 nucleotides. Its product is annotated as protein SULFUR DEFICIENCY-INDUCED 2-like. The transcript has 7 exons. Lineage: Eukaryota; Viridiplantae; Streptophyta; Magnoliopsida; Fabales; Fabaceae. Bases 1 to 747 code for a protein of 248 amino acids. The record is from RefSeq and is a predicted model, not a curated record. Gene Ontology annotation, molecular function: protein binding.
AUGGUCCUUGGUGAAUCUAAUUCAGUUAUAGCAAUUCCCUGCACUGACACAAUCAAAGCCAUCAAAUUUGUCUUCUGCACUUUCCCAGCAUCCAAACAAGAUAUGCAGAACCUGUGCAGAUGGGGAAAAUCGCAAACCAUGGGUGCGAACGGGUACCUUGGAACACAUUUUGAUAAUGUACUUAUAGAUCUUUACAAGAAAUGUGGAAAGAUAGAUGAGCAAAUGGACUUGCUGAAGAAAAACCUGAAGUUGAUCUACGAAGGCGAGGCGUUCAAUGGGAAGCUCACAAAGACAGCACGAUCCCAUGGCAAGAAGUUUCAAGUUUCUAUUAAACAAGAAACCUCUAGAUUACUGGGCAACUUGGGCUGGGCCUACAUGCAAAAAUUGAACUAUGUGAUGGCUGAGGCGGUGUACCGGAAAGCCCAAAUGAUCGAUCCAGAUUGUAACAAGGCUUGUAACUUGGGCCAUUGUCUCAUUAAACAAGCCCGGUAUGAAGAGGCGCAAUCCAUUAUUGAAGAAGUAUUAAGAGGAAAUUAUCCUGGGUCAGAUGAUAGCAAGUCAAAGAAACGAGCCCAAGAUCUCCUAACAGAGAUAAGUCAGACUCAGGCUCCUCACAAGAAACUAACUCAUAAAGGAUUUUUCAUCAAAGGCCUGGAACAGUUGAUUAAUGAAUGGGGCCCAAUUAGAUCAAGGAGACUUCCAAGUUUUGAGGAGAUUUCUUCAUUUAGAGACCAGUUGGCAUGUUAAUUCUAUGCUUUGUACAAAGGAACUGACAUUUCUUUCUUUUUCCUCUUUUAUAUUGGGUGGAAGUUGUUUUUU